Thamnophis elegans (Western terrestrial garter snake) is the source of this 6643-nucleotide messenger RNA. RefSeq names its product protein serine kinase H1 (gene PSKH1). NCBI's taxonomy places the organism in Eukaryota, Metazoa, Chordata, Lepidosauria, Squamata, Natricidae. The transcript is spliced from 3 exons. The coding region runs from base 183 to 1421 and encodes 412 amino acids. Gene Ontology annotation, molecular function: protein kinase activity; ATP binding. Gene Ontology annotation, biological process: protein phosphorylation. The record is from RefSeq and is a predicted model, not a curated record.
GUCAUGACGGCCGCGCCAGGCCAGGCCAGAACCUCCUGUGGGCUUGGGCUGGACCCGGCGCCCCACCGGCCGCGGGUUGAGCAUCAUCUUGGAACGUUGCAAUGGUUGGAAUUGUUCCAGGCAUGGUUGCUGUGGUGCUAUCCUGGGAGACCAUAUUGAUGGAUGACUAGUACCAUUCAGUGAUGGGCUGUGGGACUAGUAAAGUCCUUCCCGAGCCUCCCAAGGAUGUUCAAUUGGAUCUUGUUAAAAAGGUCGAGCCCUACACUGGUUAUAAAACGGACAUAUAUAAACAUUUCAUCAAAGGUGAUGGAGAUGCCAUCAAGUCUGCUAUUCCUUCUCCUCCGUGUCACACCAAUCCGUAUGUGGAACAGCAGGAGCCCCGCAAGAACAGAGUGGCAAAGUACCGUGCCAAAUUUGACCCCCGAGUGACAGCCAAGUACGACAUCAAAGCUCUGAUUGGCCGGGGUAGCUUUAGUCGGGUGGUACGAGUGGAGCACAAAGCUACCAAGCAACCUUACGCAAUCAAGUUGAUAGAGACCAAAUACCGCGAGGGGAGAGAAGUAUGCGAAUCGGAGCUGUGCGUGCUACGCCGAGUGCGGCACACCAACAUCAUCCAGCUCAUCGAAGUUUUCGAGACUCAGGAGCGUGUCUACAUGGUCAUGGAGCUGGCCACCGGAGGCGAACUGUUCGAUCGGAUUAUUGCCAAAGGGUCUUUCACGGAAAGAGAUGCCACCCGAGUGCUACAGAUGGUAUUGGAUGGAGUUAAAUAUUUGCAUACAUUGGGCAUAACUCAUAGAGACUUGAAGCCAGAGAACUUGCUCUACUAUCACCCAGGUAUGGACUCUAAAAUCAUGAUCACCGAUUUUGGACUGGCGAGUGCUCGGAAGAAAGGAGAUGACUGCUUAAUGAAGACGACCUGUGGGACCCCGGAGUACAUUGCCCCAGAGAUCUUGAUCAGGAAGCCUUACACUAACUCUGUGGACAUGUGGGCGCUCGGGGUGAUCUCGUACAUCCUACUAAGUGGGACUAUGCCUUUUGAGGAUGAUAACCGCACCCGCUUGUAUCGGCAAAUUCUGAAAGGAAAAUACAGCUACUCGGGGGAGCCCUGGCCCAGCGUGUCCAAUCUUGGUAAAGAUUUCAUUGACCGCCUGCUCACGGUGGACCCUGGCGACCGGAUGACAGCACUUCAAGCCUUAAAGCAUCCCUGGGUGGUGAGCAUGGCGGCCUCUUCUUCCAUGAAGAACCUGCACCGCUCCAUCUCUCAGAACCUCCUCAAGAGGGCGUCAUCUCGUUGCCAAAGCACCAAAUCAGCUCAGUCUACCCGUUCCAGCCGUUCCACCAAAUCCAACAAGUCCCGCCGAGUGCGGGAGAGGGAACUGCGAGAACUGAAUUUGCGGUACCAGCAACAGUACAACGGCUGACAGCUCCCCGAGAGACGAUCUCGCUUCCUUCUUUUUGUCACUGGGGUAGGGGGCCCACGAAGUGCUCCAGCUGCCUUAUUUCUUCUCUGAAAGUUCAGUCCCUGUGUCUGUCUUUCUGUUUGGAAAGAAAUGGAGAUUUGUGGGGACAUUGACGCCUUGGGGGGAAAAUGCCCUACCUGGGCAGGGUCAGUACAGUAUCUCUGCUGUGGUGGGAAAUGAGGAAAAUCCGUUUUGGGCCUUCCCUGGGUCAAGUCCUGAGCUGAUGGUCUGAAAUACUGGAAACACGUGGAAAAGAAAAUGCUUACUCCAUUUUAAAAUCCUUGCUAUCACUGCUUAUUUAAUGACGAAGGUCAGUUGUUGUUAUUGUUGUUGGCACAGUGUCCAAUGGUUGGGAGAUUUAGAAGGCAGUCCUCUCUGCCAACUUACCUGGAGAUAAGCUUGAUUAAAUUAAGGGGGCGACUUCUGUGUAGAUACAUACAGAAGUACACACUAGGCUCACUUGCUUAAGAUCUGGAAUCACCCGGAGUUCAAAGCAUUUCCGAGAGUGCACAAACGUACAAUCAGUUUUCUUUACCAGCGUGACCUCUUGGACUGUGCUAAACAAUUUUUUUUCUAGAGAUUCUCUUAACAUUUAAUGUCUCUGUGUUGAGGGGGGAUGUUCUCUACAUCUGGGCUAACAUUUAGCUGGAAAUGGCUUGGAAUGAGUUUUGUUCUUCUUUCUUGCCUCUUUCGUGUUUUGUGGCAUUGCUUUGAACUUCAAUUUGUUUUUGUUUUUUUCCACUUAAUGUUGGGAUGAAUUAUUAUAAUCCCAGUUGUCAUUCCAAGCCUGCCAAAUUUGUAGGAUGUGGUUCCGCAUUCCACAUUCCCAGAGAACUGGAAGAACCUUAAGAACUUUGUCUUCCAACAUCAUACCCUACUAUAGAUGUCCUGUUACAAUGACAGAAUGAGCAGUAGAAAUCUCUCAUCAAAUGUUGUGGUUGAAGUUUCACUGUUGUGUCUGCCCAUAGAAUGUGCAGAGAGUACAGUUUAGAAUCGUUAACUUGCGUAGUUUAAUGAGAUCCACAAAUAUUCUACACCGCAAAGACCCCGAAGGAUUAACCCACUUAAAAAAAAAAAAUUGCACGGUUGCAAACGAAGAGUCCGGAACCAAAAGCAAUAAUCCUGCCAUAGCCAUUUUUAAAAUAAAGUCAGGUGAAGCAAUGCGAACGAUUAUAACAAGAAAUUUGCACAUUAUCAACAUGCAUCUGCAAAAUCAUUAACCAACUUGAAGGAGAGUUGAGUUCUUCUAUCCUUGUUUAAGCCUGAUAUAAUUAUACAGCCAAAGGAAGUGUGGGAAUUUUGACGACAGCAUUAAUCCUUUUAAUUUCAAACAGCGUGGAGAAAAUGCAUCUCCCUGCGCAUACAAAGCUAGCACAUCAGGGAGUAGGAGGGAGCCUUCAGAGGCACUAAAUCUUCAUUAGCAAAAAGAUGAUUUGCCAAACGUGGGGAUUGAUUCAAAGUGGUACCCCUCCCCUUCCCCUUGCAUGGUGAAGUGGUCCAAUGAAUUCUGCUACCUCAUUCUGGGCAUAGGAAGACUCUUGUGAGAAGCCAAGGCUGCUCAAAAGACCAUCUGGAGUUUCCGAGUAGUUGAUCCUAGCUUUGAAAAUAACCAUCCAGAGCGAUGCCUUUAAUUCUCGAUGUCAGCCCAAAGCAUAUUUAGUUGACCUAGUCCUCUUGAUCAUUUUCUGUCCUUUUUUUCCAGUUUGGAAUUGUGGCCAAGACAGCUAUAAAAAAGUGCCUUUUUAUCAGAAACCAUCUCCUCAUACCCUCUGGCAGAUCCUUUUUAGAAAUGUAACUGUCUCAAAACUAACACAGAUGUCUUGAACGAUAAUUAGCUGGCAGUUUAAAGUUUAGCAUUUCUUCAGACUUGAUAUUUAAGGGCUUUUAUCAUGUUGGGCAGUUAAAAUGACACUGAAUUUUAUGAGCCUUAUGAGCCUAAAGAUAAGUUUUACUCUAGUGAGUGAUGAUUCUAGAAGAGUCCCUGGAGCUAAAUUUUUUACAUCCCCUUGAGCAUGUGUUACUCUACUUUUGAUUUCUCUCUACUCCUGUACUAAGCAAACCUUGUGUAGAAUUGGUUUCUCAGGCCAGGGUGCCAUCUAGUGGUUCAGGAUAUUCUUGCCUGUCGGGUCAAUUAGUUGCAAACAUCUAAUAACACAUGACUUCGUAUCCUGUCAUUGUUUACUGUACCAUAAUUGGCAUACCUUGAUUCAUAUUUUGAUAGCCGUUGAGCCAUACCAAAUUUCCCAUUGGCAUUUGUGCAUCAAAGGUGCUUCUUCAAGAGGCCACUGGAUAAAGAAAGCCCAGUUGCCUCUUGAAAAAGCACCUUUGGGACAACCAUGACCAGGAUGUCUGAGAAUCUCCAUAGACAUUGGCCUUUGCGGAUUUCUUUGACUCUUCAGAAGAUUCUGAGGUCUGCGGUAGAGAUUUCUUUAACUCUUCUUUGCUCCAUUCCUUCUGGGUAAUAAGAAGAGGACAAUUUGAGAGAGAGAGUCACCGCUUUUCACCCCCUGGUUGUCCAUGGAGAUCAGUACCAUCUAAGCACAGAAGCAAAAAAAAACUUCCAUGAAGGAUGGCUAAGUGUAGUCUGCUGGCCUGCUAUAAUGAUAAGCAAAUCAUUCACAAAGUGGAGUUUUUGUUUUUAAGUCUAUGCCAUAAUUUCUAAGACAAGGAAAAAAAAAUAUGUUUAUCCUGGUUGCAGCAUAACUGUUCAUCCAUGCUUCUUCCUCCUCUCCUGCUCCAAUUCAAUUUGGGGCUUAGCUGCUGUUGAUUUAUGAUAUGUACGCAAUAACGACCAUUGAAUAUUCUCCUGACCUUGAGAUUAGGUUGUGCCCAGUACCCAUGCCUCCUUUUCUCACUCUUGGAAAUACCUAAACUAUUGUAAAUAUACUGGAACUUAGCAAUACUGUGUUGAAAAGUACAAUUAGUUUGAAAUCCAUCUGUGCCUUGGAGAGGAAGAAUGGAAAGUUGGGGUUACAUUCUAACAAUGGGACUCUGAAGACGUCAUGUAUAUCGGCUGCUGUGGUGGAAUACUUGGCCCCCAGAAUCUUUGCUGCGGCCCCCAUACCACCGGGCCAGGCUGGUUCAGUAGGCUUUGUUGCUGGGUCAUCUCCAAUCCCGUGGUGACCAUCACCCCAGCUGGUCUGGCCCAAUGCAUAAGGCUAUGGGCCGAACUGCUCCGUGCUGAGUGAAAGGAGGUGGACACGCCACUCAGUGGCGCUGUGGCUUCUUGGCCCAGGAAGGUGAACGUAGGCUGGGCCAAGGUCCAUCUGGGCUGCUCGGUGCCAAGGGGUUGAAUGGCGCUGCCGACGCUGAGUUGGCCAAACUGCUCCAGGAGGCCAGCUAGCAUUUGGCUACGUGAAGGUGGCAGGAAUCCCCAUUCCCUGGCGUUCUUGUGGGGCAUCCGAGGAUCGAGGCCUGUCCCGCUUAGCUUCCAUCCAUCUGGGGUUCCAACAGCAUCACCCCAGUCAUCAUCUCCAGGAGUGGUGUAGUUCCCACAGCUUUGCCCUGCAGGGUCAGGUCCAGUUGCACGACCCGCUCAGAUACCAGCACUUUGGGCCGGGCACCCAGCUGAUGCUCCCUUUCUGCCGCUUCUGCUUCCAGCACCCGCUCGGGAAGGGUGGUAGAUGGUCUUCACAUAAACGGUUGAACCAUCUCCUGUGGCUCCCUCCGUGGUGCUCUAGAUUAGAAGUGACUUCUGGCCCACAUUUUGCCGUUAGAAAUAUAUUCUUUUUAUGUCUUGCAUUUGAGCAUCAGUGGGACCUUUUAUGCCAGUCUCUUCCUGGCGCUUUCUAAGGGCUCGUUGGACUAUAGCCAUGCUUACCCAAGGGCUGGCAUCAAGAAGUGUCAUCGUAUUACUGCCGAGUAGGAAGAAGCAUGAGAUCUUUUUCUAGGGCAGUGAUUAAAAGAAGGCCGUCUGGAGCCAAGCAUCUAUGUAUUCCACAGUGUCAGGAUAUUUAGCUUUUAUCAGGCAUUCUUAUUGUCUGCCUUUAAACUGCCAACGCUUUUUUUGAAUCCAGGAACUCUUGCACUUUAUCCUGUCCCGAUAAUUUAAUAUUUCCUAUGAGCCACAUUUUUCAACAGUUCCCAUCAUUUCAUACGAAGCACAAAUCCCAGUGCUUCCCAACAUUUCCCCAAGAGUCACAAAACAGUGCUUGAAUGUUUCUGGCUCUUUAACGACUUUUAUUCUCCAGUGGAAGAGAAUUCAAAUAUGGAGAUGUUACUGUGACCGUAUGGUAAUUCACAAGCCAGUCAGAGCUGCGUUUCAUGUGAAAUUAUUGCCAGCAAGAGACUCCUGUCCCAAUCUUCCUCUGCUUACUAGCCCCAUGGUGCACCAACAUGGAUUUCCCCGUGACUGGUGGAGAUGACAGGAGGUCAUCUUAAGCAGUCCUUCUGUGUCUGCCAUAAUGCCUAGGUUGGCCUUUAAACAUUUAUCUCAUAAAUGACCAGGAUUGUUGUCUGUGGAAGUUUCAGCUUUGAUGAGUAAAUAGGAGGUGAAAAUGGAAUUAAAGUAGUUUUGUAUUCUUCCGUGGUUUUGUAAACAGAAUUCAGCAGCUGGAGAACGUCAAGAAAACGCAUUUGGGGAAUAGGAUCAGUUGCAUAAAUCCACACCAGUCAUUUUGCCAAUACUUUCAAACAGUUGCCUUUAUCUCAAGAUGGAUUUAAGUGCCAUAUAAAGGCCUUUAUUUAAACCACUCAGUCAUUAUUCUUGGAAACCUAGGCCUACAUUAGUUACAAGGAGUUCACAGUCCAAAGAACCUCUCUGCUGAUGAUGCACCCUUAGUAAGUCCAGACUGGUUUCCUUUCUCUCCGUGUUGUGUUACAAAUAACUUUUGAAACACAGUGUGUCAAAGGAAGUCUGAUGUAACACAAGGGACUCUUGUGUUCAAAAGAGGGGAAAAACCAUUACAAAUCUCAGCGACCAUUUUUGAACUACUGGAUGAUUUUGGGCUUCAUCUGAUGUCACAGAAGCAGAAACAAUGCUAUAAAAAAAUAGGAAAUUCACCCUUGUUGCCUGCUCUGCUUUUAAUUUUUCUCGGUUUGGUUCAGCAAGCCACCUAUUUCCAAACCAUUUAUCUUAGGGAGGAGGUCCUAUAGAUUAACUGAAAUCCUAGAUCCGUGAUGGUGAAUCUAUGACACGCGUGCCCAAAGUGGCACACAAAGCCAUGUCGCCUGGCACGCGCAGC